AUGUGGAGGUAUCCACUGUUAUUUGUGUCUUUAUGUUGGCUGGCGACAGCACAACAACAAAACGGAGUGGACGAUCAGGAGAAGAAGCUUUCGAGUUUUGAUGCUUGUAAAGCUGAUAUUCACAAACAUUGUAGUAGACCCGAUGUAGACCUAACGAGCGACAUGUCAAUUUUGGAAUGUCUUCAAGACGCCGGACUAUCUGAAACUGCUACUCUUUCCGAACAGUGUGAACAACUUGUGUGGGAUUUUAAAAUCAAAAUCACUCAAGACGAACGAUUUGUGAAGGCUGCCAAACAAUAUUGCGAGGAAGAACUCAAGGGCAACGCAGCUAUGCAAACGUGUACAACACUGACACAACCUGGAUUCGCAUUGAGUUGUUUAAUCGAGUUCACAAAGAAUGUGACGGAAUCUAGCAAGUGUCACGCUUUCUUGGCCCGUACCGAACGACUAGCCUUCUCCGACUUCCGUCUCGUUGGUCCAUUCGUUACUAAAUGUCGUGCAGUACUCGACCAAUUCAAGUGUAACGUUCUCACCCCUGACCCAGCUCAUAAAGGAGUUCGAGUGGCUCACACCCAGGGAAUGGCCUUGGAAUGUAUUCUGGAUAAAGUGGUGAAAAAUGCGAAGACUCAAGCAGAUGCGUUGGCUAUACUUGGAGACGAAUGUAAACAUGAAGUGUUGAGGCUUGCUGAGAUGCAGGCUGACGAUUUCCAUUUGGAUCGACCACUUUUCUUCGCUUGUAGACAGGACAGAGAGAGAUACUGUAAAGAUGUUCCAUCUGGUCAAGGAAAAGUGUUCGAGUGUCUCAUGCAAAACAGAAAUGACAAGUUCAUGGAUACAGAGUGUGGAAAUCUGCUUGCCGAGAGAGCGUAUCUCAUGGGAAGAGACUACCGAAUGGCUCAUCCACUUACCAAAGCUUGUCAACCGGAAUUGACAAGAUACAAGUGUGAACCACAAAAUCAAAUUGAAGCGGCCGCCCAUUUCCAUCUUGCUUGGAUUCUUCUCUGUCUGGAAAAUGGAGCAAAUCAACCGGAGCACAAAGAACUCCAGCCAUCGAAAGAGUGUGCUCAUGAAAUGAUUACUCAUCGUCAAAUGAUGAUGCAGCACUUCCGAAUGGCACCCGAACUUGUUCUCAAUUGUGCACAGGAAAUUGAUAAAUGGUGUAGUCCACGUGGAGAUAUUGAGGCCGAGGGAAGAACUCUUCAUUGUUUGAUGGAGCAUGCUGAAUCUAGAAAUGAAACAUUGAAACUUGGAGCACAAUGUCUUCAAGCUGUUCAACAAGUUGUAAAAGUUGCGGAUAUUGGAAGAAACUACAAGGUUGACAAAGUUCUCUAUGGGUCCUGCAGAGCUCUUAUUGAUGGACCAUGUGCUCAAGACGCCGUUUCUGAAACUGCCACACUGACCUGUCUUAUGAAAAAUGUGGAUAGUCCGGAUAUGAUUCCAGAAUGCGAAAAACGUCUUCUUGAAGUUCAAUACUUCAUGGCUAGAGAUUGGACUCUAGACCCACAACUUUAUGAGGCUUGUCAUCAAGAAGCAGUCAGUAGAUGCUCUGCUGUUGACAACUGGCACCAACAACAUAACACUGACAACACUGUUGACCCUGGACCGCAAGUUCUUGCUUGUCUUUACAGAAGUGCCUAUGAUGAACAGAAUCCACUCUCCCAAAAGUGCGGAACUCAAGUUCGUCAACUUCUUCAUGUCCGUGCAAUUCGUGUCAACUUGAUCCCUGAAAUCGAGGAUGCUUGUCGUGAUGCUCUUUCGGAGUUCUGUUCCCACAAUGUGAAGCCAUCUGAGGAGAUGAUGUGUCUUCAACAGAACUUCGAGACUGACAGCUUCAAGAGAAAGUACGGACAAUGCUUCACUCAGCUCACCAAAUUCACAGAAAUGGAGGCUAAAGACACGAAAUUGAAUAGAGCAUUGAGUAAGGCUUGUAAACCAGUUAUCUCUACUCACUGCGCUCAAUUCGCUUUGGAGGAUAUUGAUCAUGGAGAUGUUUUGGAGUGUCUUGUGAAUAACAAAGAUGCUAAGGAGAUGACUACCAAAUGUAGAUCAUAUGUCAACCAUUUCGAGCUCAUCUCUUUGAGAGACUAUCACUUCAGUUACAAAUUCCAAAAGGCAUGCGCCGCUGAUAUUGAACAGAAUUGCAGAGAUCAUAACAACGAUAAGGGAGAAAUCAUUCGAUGUCUCUCGGAAGUUCGAUUCGAGCACAAGGUACUUGGAUCACCAAAAGAUUUGACCGACGACUGCAAGAAACAACUCAAAGUGGCUUAUCUUCAACAAGAACAGGUAGAAUUCGACGAUAAGGAACAUAUGGCUGAUGCUGAUCCAAAACUCUCUCAAAAAUGCUCUCGUGAAAUCCAAAUCUUCAAAUGUAACACCGCUGAAACCUUCGAAGACACUGUCGAAUGUCUCCGUUUGAACUUUGAACAGCUUGGACCUGACUGCAAAUCGAUGAUCUUCUACAGAGAGAAAAUUGAGGCUGUUGAUAACUCGAUGGAUGAUGAAUUGCAGAAGAAGUGUAGAUAUGAUAUUGGAAAGUUCUGUGGAAAUAGUGACUCUGAGAAUGUUUUGGAAUGUUUGACCAACACAAAGAUUGUGAGACUUCUCCAAAGAGAAUGUAAGGCUGUUGUCAAGGAGAGAAUGCAAGAAUCUGCGAGAGAUGUUAGACUGAGACCACAACUUUUGACAUCUUGCAGAAAGGAAGCCGAGCAAUACUGCCCAGAAGACAUGAAGAAGAUCAACAUGCCUCAAUACUCUCAAACUGUUCUUGAUGGAGUCGUGGUUUCAUGUCUUCGUGAGAAGUUCCGUCAAUCUAUCUCCGACCAAAAUCACAUUGAAUUCUCUCCACGAUGUUCCGCUGAAGUCUCCAGAGCUAUCGUUGAGGCUGAAUUUGAUCCACAACUUGAUCCACCACUCUACAAUGCUUGCAAGUCAACCAUCAAUUCGCAUUGUUCUGCCACAAUUUUAGAAUCUGGAGGACAUUUCGAUAAUGUUAUGGAGUGUUUGAAGGCUGACUUCAACAAGGGACUCAUCAAGGAUAACGCAUGCUCUGGACAAGUUGCUCGACGACUUCAAGAAUCACUUGUUGAUAUUCAUUUGGAUCCUGUUUUACACGAAGCAUGUGCCAUGGAUAUUCAGAGAAAUUGCAGAGAUGUGCCACCAGGUCAUAGUAGAAUCGUAAUGUGCUUGAUGGACUUCGCCGACAAACAACAACUAUCCAAGGAGUGCAACACAAAACUCAACGAUAGAAACAAGUUGUGGAUGAAGGCUCACUCAGAGUUCCAGAUGGCUCUACCUGACUCGUGGCAUGCCUUUGCCACGUUGGUCAUGGAGCAUCCGGAGAGAAAUUCCAUUUUGGGAUACUUUGCUGGAAUUGUUGUAUUUAUUCUUUUACUUGGUUGCUGUUGCGGAAGAGUAUCGAAGAAACAGUAUAUUGAAAUGAAGAAUCGUUAA
Molecule: messenger RNA, 3450 nt
Organism: Caenorhabditis remanei
Lineage: Eukaryota; Metazoa; Nematoda; Chromadorea; Rhabditida; Rhabditidae
Exons: 11
Coding region: 1-3450 (1149 amino acids)
Cellular component (GO): Golgi membrane
Molecular function (GO): fibroblast growth factor binding
Source: RefSeq, a predicted model, not a curated record